Phasianus colchicus (ring-necked pheasant) is the source of this 2988-nucleotide messenger RNA. NCBI's taxonomy places the organism in Eukaryota, Metazoa, Chordata, Aves, Galliformes, Phasianidae. The record is from RefSeq and is a predicted model, not a curated record.
GGCCGUUCCGCCCUCAGCCGGCGCUCGUGCGGCCCAGUCACCGCGGGCCAUGGGGGAGCGCCGGGGGCGAGCGGCCCUGCGGGAGGCGGCCGGGCCGGAGCGGAGCUCCUCUCCAAGUGAAAAUGGCUUGAAACCUCACGAGGAGCCUCUUCUCAGAAAAAAUCCUCGUCGGUUCGUCAUCUUCCCCAUCCAGUACCCGGACAUAUGGAAAAUGUACAAACAGGCCCAAGCCUCUUUUUGGACGGCAGAAGAGGUGGCACGCUUUAGUCAGGAGGUGCAGAUCCCAGAAGCUCGUUGUUUCUAUGGCUUCCAGAUUCUCAUUGAGAACGUUCACUCAGAGAUGUACAGCUUGCUUAUAGACACUUACAUCAAAGAUCCUGAAAAAAGGGAUUUCUUAUUUAAUGCUAUUGAAACAAUGCCUUGUGUCAAGAAGAAAGCAGACUGGGCUCUGAAGUGGAUUGAAGACAGACAAUCCACUUUUGGUGAGAGAGUGGUUGCCUUUGCUGCAGUUGAAGGCAUCUUCUUUUCGGGUUCAUUUGCUGCUAUAUUUUGGCUGAAGAAGAGGGGCCUGAUGCCUGGAUUGACUUUCUCCAAUGAACUUAUUAGCAGAGAUGAGGGUCUACACUGUGAUUUUGCUUGUCUAAUGUUCCAUUAUUUAGUGAACAGACCAUCAGAAGAGAGGGUCCGGGAGAUCAUUGUUAAUGCUGUCGAAAUUGAACAGGAGUUUCUCACAGAGGCAUUACCCGUAGGUCUGAUUGGAAUGAAUUGCACUUUGAUGAAGCAGUAUAUUGAAUUUGUUGCAGAUCGGUUACUAAUGGAGCUUGGGUUCUCAAAGGUUUUUCAUGCAGAAAAUCCUUUUGAUUUCAUGGAGAAUAUUUCUCUGGAAGGAAAAACAAAUUUCUUUGAGAAGAGGGUUUCGGAGUAUCAACGUUUUGCUGUUAUGGCAGAAACAAUGGACAAUGUUUUCACUCUGGAUGCAGAUUUUUGAUGCCUUGGCAAAUUAGCACUGACUGUCUCCCUCUCCCCAUCUCACUUUCUGCUGUGAAGUUGUCUCCAUUUCCUCUGCUGGAGUUGGAGUCUACUGGGAUUUUUUUCCUGGGUUUUCAUGUUGUUUUUUUGAAGAGUAAAUGCAUUUUGCUCUGUGUUACUAAGAAAAAGAAAAAAAAGAAAAAGGAAUUCUUUUUAAAAAAUUUGUAAGGCUUUUUAAAAGGACAGCCUUUUUAAGAUUCAUGUGGUUAAUCUGCUGUAAUUGCUGUCUUUAAAGAUGAUCUGAGUACUGCUACUUUUUUAAAGACUUCAGUGCUGUUUUAAGAAAGCAGUCGGCUUACUUACCUCCUAUUGUAGUACUUUAGUCUGAAAAAACAGAUGAAGUAUCACUCUAUGUAUAUAUGUUGCUAUAAAUUAUUUUCAUGGUUACUAUUUUCAUGUUUAUAAAUCUGAUCAACAGUAGAAGCUCUUCCCUUUUGUCCUGCUGCAGAUAGAGUAAUAAGGGAUUCUGAGAAGACAUGAGUUCGAUAAGGUAGGAGCUUGUUACACCCAGGGAUACAGUUUGAUCUCUGCAUUAACCUGGGUUCUAUCUGGAACAGUUUUUACUCAGUUUGCAAACACGAUGGCUGUCAGUAGGAGUACAAAACAAAUACAUAUGAGUUUUGUAUUGCAGCUGUUGUGAAGCAUGUCAGCAGACCUUGAGUGGUCCUUGACAAAGCAAGCCUGUUAAUAGUGGAGAAAAAACACAUCCUGUAGUUCUCUGCCUUGUGCUGUUUUUCACUACUUCUAUGAACAAGUGCCUUAUAGCGGUCUGUGGUUCUGCCAUGCUGCGCAGCUGGAACAGUGAGCACUGGGUGUUGUCUGUACUUUCUCUGUUGUGUUAGGUGGAUGUUCUCUCCUUCUCCAUUUCAUUGUGCACUGAUGAGAGGGAAAAGGCAUAUUGCUGCAAGGGAUGGUUCCUUGAGGUGCUACAAACAUGCUGCUUGAGCUGUGGAGAAGCACCAGUAACGUACUGAGGUGCUUCAACUUGUGUGUUUAAUGUGAACUAUUUAUUAAAAGCAUUGUCACAGCAGAACUUCUGCAGUAAGGUAUUAAAUAUUAAACCUUACAGAAACAAAUCUUGAAGUAGCAUGGAUUGGCAGCAUCUUACAAAGGACUGCUGUUGGAUUUUUAGUGUGCUUCAGUUUGCGCGCCCAAGAUUUGAAGUCCCUUUAUACUGCGUGCUGAGAAUAGGGCAUUUGAAGAAGACCUUAAAAUACUGCAGUGAUAGGGUGAAAGGGAUAUUAUUCACAUACAGGUGGAUUGUUUGCAAAUAGAGAGGUUUUUUUUUUUUACCCUAGGAUGACGUAAGUGUGAACGAGCUAGACAAAGAGUUCUGCUUUAUUAAACCCAAGCAUUUUUUCACAAGAUUAAGCAAUUUGUAUAAGAGCUUUUUUAAGUUCUUUCUGUUGUUGCAAACAUCUUGUGCUGCUCUAAAUAUACCUGGCAUGAGAUGAGCUGGCAGCGUUUAGUGGUGGUGGGGUGGUACAAGGUUGUUUCUCCAGCAGCCUAGAUUAGUCACAGCCCCAGGUAGCUGCACUCCAUGAAGUGAGUUCACUGCAGUAGCAUAGUUCCUAGUGAAUAGCUUUCUCUGCUGUGAACAUUAGCAGCAAAACUGACUUUUUGUUUGGCCACAGUAAGAUCAUGGAAUACUUAGUGAGCAUAUGAACAGGACAGCUUUUUGUUUUUUUCCUAGAGAAGAGCUUGCAUCAUUUGACAUAAAGUACUUGUGGGGAUAGAGGGAGACCUGGAAAAUACAGAGACAAAAAUAGAUCUGCUGUCGCUAAGUAAUGCUCUAUAACUGCAAGAGAACUGUGGAAUCCUGAGUUAAAAUCCAGCACCUUUUGCAAAUACUGUAUUGAUGUUGGAGAAUAUGCUGUAAAUGGAUCAGUUGUUGGAGGAAUGGAAAGUGUUUUGAUGUCAUUGAAAGAAAUAAAAAGCAUUUGUUUUGAGUGCUGUCAA